Messenger RNA from Penicillium robsamsonii, 489 nucleotides. RefSeq lists its product as uncharacterized. The coding region runs from base 1 to 489 and encodes 162 amino acids. Lineage: Eukaryota; Fungi; Ascomycota; Eurotiomycetes; Eurotiales; Aspergillaceae. The record is from RefSeq and is a predicted model, not a curated record. The transcript is spliced from 2 exons.
AUGGGAAUUCAAACGAUUACAGCGAUAUCAAAAGAGCAGAGCGUCAAAUCAUUCAUUGUUUUUCAACGCACGGCAAACUGGUCUGCACCCCUACUUAACGAGGUGAUUAGCCCCGAGCAAAUGGAACAGCACCGCAAAGAUUACGAUGCCAUUUUCCAACUCUGCGUCGAGACACCCAGCUGCUUCAUGCACCAGGUUGACCCGCGCAAGUCCCUAGAGCUUUGGGAGCAAAUAUAUGCAAAGCCCGGUUUUGCCAAAUGGCUCGGCACUUUCAGCGACACAUACAACAACCGUGAAGCAAACAAACUUUACUCCGACUUUAUGGCUAGUAAGAUUCGAGCCAGAAUACAGGAUCCCGAGGUUGCUGACAGCCUGAUUCCCAAAGAUCACGGCUUCGGUACACGACGAGUCCCUCUUGAAAGUGGCUACUUUGAGGCGUUUGAUCAGCCUAAUGUCCACCUUGUUGAUGUUGAGGAAAACACCAAGUAA